This is a messenger RNA of Filobasidium floriforme, 1545 nucleotides long. Its product is annotated as major facilitator superfamily domain-containing protein. NCBI's taxonomy places the organism in Eukaryota, Fungi, Basidiomycota, Tremellomycetes, Filobasidiales, Filobasidiaceae. Gene Ontology annotation, biological process: transmembrane transport. The transcript has 15 exons. Bases 1 to 1545 code for a protein of 514 amino acids. The record is from RefSeq and is a predicted model, not a curated record. Gene Ontology annotation, molecular function: transmembrane transporter activity. Gene Ontology annotation, cellular component: membrane.
AUGAAUCGCUCGUAUCCACCGCACGAUGACAAGGCCGAGGUAAUCCACGUAGAGGAUGGCGUACAUGAUGCCGACGAGCACAUGGGCAAGCAAUUCGCCAACGAUGCCGAGGGGAACCUUUUGCACGUCGACGAGGCCGCUAGUAAAAGGUUGACCAGAAAGCUAAAACACCUCAUCUGCCAGAUGGACCUCUAUGUCGUCCCGAUUGUCGCAAUUCAAUACCUGUUUGCCUUUAUCGACCGGGCUAACAUCGGCAAUGCCAAGAUCGCGGGGCUCGAGAAGGAUCUCGGGCUGAGCGGAUACGAUUACAACCUGCUGCUCAGCGUUUUCUAUAUCAGCUAUAUCGCGUUCGAACUCCCCGCGAGCAUGUUUACGAAAUGGUUCGGACCUGGGCGAGCUAUCCCGCUCUAUACCAUCAUCUUCGGGAUCCUCUCCAUCGCCAUGGCCUUUGUGACCAACCUCGGUUCAGGCUGCGCCGUGCGCUUCCUCCUCGGGGCUGCCGAAGCGGGCAUGUUACCAGGGAUCGCUUAUUACUUGUCCCGGUGGUACCCCAAGCGGGAGUUGGCUUUCCGGUUGGCCAUGUACUUGGUCUGUUCGCCGCUUGCGGGAGCGUUCGGGGGAUUGUUGGCUUCGGGAAUCCUCAAGAUCGACUCUAUCGGCUCGGUCAGGUCAUGGGAACUGAUCUUCUUGAUCGAGGGGAUCAUCACUACCGGUAUCGGAAUCUUUGCAUGGUUCUUCAUGACUGCCGACCCGCAAACCGCCCGAUGGCUGAGCGCCGAAGAGAAAGUACUCGCUGACAACCGGAUCAAGAGGGAACAGAUCGGAUCCACAGUCGUCGUCGAAAAGCUCAACAAGCGAGGUAUCUUGCAAGGGCUGAAGAACCCGGUAGUGAUCGCUAUCGCUUUCACGUUCUUGUUGAACAACAUCUCUGUGCAAGGUAUCGGAUUCUUUACUCCCACCAUCGUCCGUACGAUCUACCCCAAUAAGAGCGUCAUCCAACAACAACUACACACCGUCCCGCCUUACAUCGUCGGGGCUGUAAUUACGGUCAUCUUCCCCUACCUCUCGAUGAAGGUGAACAAACGAGGUCUCAUCGUACUCGGUGUCGCUCCCCUCUGCUUGGCGGGCUGGGCGAUCCUCUUAGGUUCGCACGACCAGAGCGUCAGGUACGGAGCGAUCUUCUUGACAAUCGGAGGUGCCUUUGUACCCGGCCCUACUUUGCCAGCUUGGACGUCGGGUAACGUGGUGAGCGAUAGUUCGAGGGCGGCAGCGAUCGGUUUGGUAGCUAUGUUCGGGAACUGCGGCGGCCUGAUCUCCACCUGGACCGCCCUCCCCUCCGACGCCCCCUGGUACAACAUCCUCUCCGGUCUCAACCUCGCAGCAACAGCGAUCCAGAUCAUCGUCUGGGCCGGUAUUCUCAUUUAUAUGAAACGCGACAAUCGGGCGAGGGAUAGGGGGAGGUAUGAUCAUUACGUCGACGAGUAUGCGCCGGAGGAUAUGUGGAAGUUGGGGACGAAGCAGCCUGGGUUUAGGUGGAUGGAGUGA